UCUUAAAGAUAUAUAUUUCUAUGUUGUCCGGACUCUCCAAGAAUGUUGUGAUAUUGUUGUUGAAUCAUCUAAAAAUGCAUUACUUUUGGAGGAUUCGAUACAGCUCAAUGACAUUUUUGGGAGAGUCUUGAGCAACAUACAACAAAGCUCUAUAUAGUGCAAAUUGACUUUGUUACUUCAUAGAAAAAGGCUUGAAUUAUAAAGUUGAAAGAAGGUUGGUGGUCAGAAAGCAAUGGCAACAGGUUCAGUGACACUCUCUCCAGCAACAGUUACUCUAGCAGCCAGAGUUGGCACAAACAAGUGUUCCCAGAAAAGAACCAAAGUGAAGUACAUUAGUGGCUUGAAUUCAUUUGAAGGGCUUAAGGCACAUAACAAUGUUGCCUCAUUAGGCCACCCUUUGAGUACUGAACAGUCAUUUGCAAACAUUGUUAGUUCCUUGAGAACAACAUCAUCAUCAUCACAAGGCAAAGGCGGAGCUUUGUCUUCUACUUGCAAUGCCGCUGUUGAGAUUUUCAAGAUUGCUUCUAUUAUUCCAGCUCUGGUUCUUGUUGGAGUAGCUGUUGGUUUUGUACUCCUUCGAAUCGAAGCUGCUGUUGAGGAAGCUGAUUGAACAGUCGGUUCGCUAUUGUUUUCUUUUCUCUUCACCAAGAUUUACUUUCUCUGCAUUAAUGUAGAGUUUCUUUGUUUUGGUUAUGUAUAUUGAACUCAUAAGCAUUGAAAAAAAAUUGAGUUUUCACAUGUUAAAA
Messenger RNA from Solanum lycopersicum (tomato), 746 nucleotides. RefSeq lists its product as uncharacterized. Gene Ontology annotation, cellular component: cytochrome b6f complex. The record is from RefSeq and is a predicted model, not a curated record. NCBI's taxonomy places the organism in Eukaryota, Viridiplantae, Streptophyta, Magnoliopsida, Solanales, Solanaceae.